Molecule: messenger RNA, 2329 nt
Organism: Strigops habroptila (Kakapo)
Lineage: Eukaryota; Metazoa; Chordata; Aves; Psittaciformes; Psittacidae
Gene: PRIMPOL
Product: primase and DNA directed polymerase
Exons: 13
Coding region: 91-1821 (576 amino acids)
Biological process (GO): response to UV; mitochondrial DNA replication; error-prone translesion synthesis
Cellular component (GO): mitochondrial matrix; nucleus
Molecular function (GO): chromatin binding; DNA-directed DNA polymerase activity
Source: RefSeq, a predicted model, not a curated record
GUGGCUCCUCCCCGCGCAGGGCGGGUCCUGCCCUAGAGGCACGUUGUGUCGUUCGGGCGGCGGCGGGUGCGUGCGGGCUGUGUCGGACAAAUGAAGAGGAGCUGGGAAGAAAGACUGAAGAAAAUAGAAGAACUAGCAUCUUACUAUGAAAGAAACCCUCUUCCUCCAGUUUAUAAACCAACACUGUCCAAACCCUUUUUGCCAUCCCCUGUUUGGAAAAUAUUUUGUCGACAGGCUGAAGCUUUCAAUUAUGUAAAAACCUGCAAAGAGGAUGUUCAUGUAUUUGCCUUGGAAAAGAAUACACAAAGUGGACAGAGGUUUUACCUUGUGACAUCAUAUAAAGAGCUCUGGUUUUAUUACACCAAAGGUUAUAAAACAAGUCUUAUGCAUUGCUAUGAAGUAAUUCCUGAAAAAGAUGCUUGCAAACUUUAUUUUGAUUUGGAGUUCUACAAACCAGCAAAUCCUGAUGCAGAUGGCAAGAGUAUGGUUGCAAAGUUAAUUGAGCUUGUCAGCCAAAACUUAAAAGAACUUUAUGAUGUAAAUUGUUCAGCCAAAGAUGUCUUGAAUUUAGAUUCCAGUACUGAUGAAAAAUUUAGUCGACACUUAAUAUUUCUACCCCAAAAGGCUGUAUUUAAGGAUAAUAUUCAUGUUGGUAACUUUGUGAGGAGGAUUCUGCAGCCUGCCAUAAGGUUAAUAGAGAGUAACAACACUGCUGCUGUGAUUCCAGAAGAAGGAGCAGGACAUGUUUUCAAGUGUUCUGCAGAAGGAGUUGGAUCAGAUGGUUCUCUUACAAACCUCACAGCUGUUGGAGAUGUCUCCAAAGACUGGCCAGCCAUUGCUCACAAAACAAAGGAUAUGGAAACAUCACGCCAGGGAGAAAAUUUGGAAUUUUCUUUUCUAAUAGUAAAUGAUAAAGGUGGCAACAAGCAACUUUUUGUGGAUCUAGGAGUUUACACGAAGAAUAGAAAUUUCCGGAUGUAUAAAUCGUCAAAAGCAGGAAAAAAUGUGAUUCUGAAGAUAGCAGAGGAUAAUAAAUUUGUCCCUGAGUGUGAACAGAAUGUCACUAUGGAAGAGGCGUAUUUUCUUUCCUCUUUGGUCUGCAAUGUUAGAGUGAGGGAUGACACGAAAGUUCUGCCAUCUGGCUUUUCAGAGGAGAACGGGAACGUGUCUGCGUUUUUGAACAGUCAAACUACCAGAAGCAGUAGAGAUUCCAUGAAUGGUUAUCAGGAUUCACCAUAUCCAGAAAUUGAUUGUUUUGUUCGUUCUUUGGUUAAUAAAGAUGGGGUACAAGGAGGAAUACGGCGAUGGAAUUAUUUCUCUCCAGAUGAAAUACUUGUGUAUGAUAUUUCUGGUUACCGGUGGUGUGAAAAUAUUGGAAGAGCUCACAAAAGUAACAACAUAAUGAUUCUGGUAGAUCUAAAGAAGGAAGUCUGGUAUCAGAAGUGUCACGAUCCAGUCUGCAGGGAACAAAACUUCAAAUCACAAAGUUUUCCAUUACCACCUAGGAUCUGUCUCCCAUUUCUUUUCAAAGAGGAAGAAGAGUGUGAAAGCAGGACCACAGAAGUAAAGCCCCAUUCCAAUGUGUUAGACUUGUCAAAAAGCUCAGUAUCUCUAGAAAAAAGCUUGUCUCAAGGCUUCCUGUUGUCAGACAGUGAGUGGGACAAUGCAAGCGAUGAUGCCUGUUUCCUAGAAGCUACUGAAGAUGUGGAACUAGCUGAAGCUGCAAAUGACAGUCUGAAUUAUUCCAUGGAAGAAAUUCCUGAUGAAAUUCUUUUGGAAGCUUUAAGGAAACAGGACACCUGCAAUAAAGCAAGCAGCUAACCACCUACUUGGCUAGCAGAGUGCUAGCAGGGAAGUUUGCCUGUUGCAUGCCUUCAGUGAAAGGUACUGUGAUGUAGAUCAGAAGCGCUCUUGUAGAGCUAUAAGACAAAGAACUGAGUAAUUGCCAACAACCAAGUGUCCUCACAACUGGAUGGUCUUCAACAGGCAUGAGGAGAUCAUGGAAGACUAUAUGGGGGCUGAAGAGUACUGGACUGAAAACUUGGGAUGAAUGCUGCUCUAAGUUUAGCACUUUUAACACUCUGCUGUGUGGUUUCUAUUUUGUUAGUUGUAUGUCCAAGUUUUACUGACAAACCAGGGCAGACAGAUUUCUUCACUUCCAGAAACGGAAAUUAUUUAUUUCAAGUACACAAAUAUUUUUAUUGAAUUUGUAUCUAUGUAUUCUCUUUAAUAUAUAUAUAUUGCUUUUAAUCAAGAUCACAUGACUUUAAUAGCCCAAGAUUAAAAACCAACGUUGUUCACAGAGCACAGAAGCAUUUUACUACUAUAA